AUGUCUUCUAGCUUUGCAACCCUUCCUGCCAAUAGGAAGUCAACCCCGACUCCCUUUACUGUGGCAGUUCCAGAAGAGCAACUCAGCGACUUCCGAAAGCUCUUAGAGUUGUCAAAAAUCGGACCAAAGACGUACGAAAACGAAUUAUCUGAUGGCCGGUUCGGCAUCAGCAGAGACUGGUUGGUUCAAGCCAAGGAAGAGUGGCUGAAGUGGGACUGGCGUGCCUGCGAGAAACACAUUAAUAGCUUUCCCAACUUCACUCAGCCUGUCACAGAGAACGACGAUGUUUUCAACAUUCAUUUUGUCGCACUAUUCUCCCAAAAGCCCGAUGCGAUCCCGCUGCUCUGCCUGCACGGGUGGCCAGGCAAUUUUCUAGAAUUCUACUCCAUUUUGCGUAUCUUGACUGCGAGAUACACUCCUGAGACGCUUCCGUAUCAUGUUAUCGUCCCCUCUUUGCCUGGUUAUGCCUUCUCUUCUCCGCCGCCACUCACAAGAGACUUUCAGCUUCAGAACAUUGCAAGUAUUAUGAACUCAUUGAUGAUUGAGCUAGGAUUUGGUAGUGGAUACGCUGUCCAAGGAGGCGACAUUGGCAGCAAGAUUUCACGUGUUCUAGCUGCAACUUUUGACACAGUAAAGGCUGUUCAUAUUAACUUUUGUAUCAUGCCUGAGCCAGAAGGUAUCAAGGAUAGUGAUAUCAGCGAAAUAGAGAAACAGGGCUUGGAGCGAUCCAGCACAUUCAAGGCACUCGGCUCUUCAUACGCUCUUCAGCAUGCAACCAAGCCCAGCACAAUUGGACUCGUGCUCGCUUCAAACCCGAUUGCGCUUCUUGCAUGGAUUGGUGAAAAAUUCCUCGCUUGGACAGACGAGAAUCCUCCAAUGGAAGAAAUUCUGUCUUCUGUUACGCUUUAUUGGUUGACUGAGACAUUUCCAAGAUCGAUCUACCCAUACCGACAGCUAUUUACUCCCGGACUUAUUGGUGCUCAUGAGAACCCUGAGUGGUACAUCAAAAAGCCUUUUGGAUACUCGUUCUUCCCGAAGGAGCUUGCACCAAUCCCCCAGGCUUGGGCUAAAACAACCGGAACUCUGGAGUUCUAUCGUCAGCACGAGAGCGGUGGACAUUUUGCCGCUAUGGAAAAGCCUGAAAUUCUGCUUGCCGAUGUGGAGGAAUUUCUCCAACAGGUGUGGAAAUAG
Molecule: messenger RNA, 1191 nt
Organism: Trichoderma atroviride IMI 206040
Lineage: Eukaryota; Fungi; Ascomycota; Sordariomycetes; Hypocreales; Hypocreaceae
Biological process (GO): epoxide metabolic process
Molecular function (GO): epoxide hydrolase activity
Source: RefSeq, a predicted model, not a curated record